Scleropages formosus (Asian bonytongue) is the source of this 5176-nucleotide messenger RNA. RefSeq names its product netrin receptor DCC. Gene Ontology annotation, biological process: cell-cell adhesion. Gene Ontology annotation, molecular function: protein binding. Gene Ontology annotation, cellular component: membrane. Bases 304 to 4650 code for a protein of 1448 amino acids. The transcript is spliced from 29 exons. The record is from RefSeq and is a predicted model, not a curated record. NCBI's taxonomy places the organism in Eukaryota, Metazoa, Chordata, Actinopteri, Osteoglossiformes, Osteoglossidae.
GCGUCUCGCGCUCCCGCAUGCACAGCGUCCGUGGACAGCUCCCGUAACAAGUGAGCCCCUCAUGUCCUCCGCUCGAGCCGCUCGCUUUAUUCCGCUGCUCCGCGCUCGGGAUCCCCGCCAACAUGGAAAAUAAUCGCAGUUAAGUCGCGGCUGCAUCUUUCACUCGGAAAGUACAGGAGCUUCGCAUUGUGCGCGCAGCCGAGCCAGGAGAUUCUUUCCAAGUGCUUCUCCCUCCCUGUUCGGCGCUCAUGAACUGAUGAAUUGAAUCCCAUUCCCAGUUUGUCUGGAGCAAGGUGCGAGACCAUGGAGAAUACAGUUGGAUUUAUUUACCCGAAAAUAGUACUUCUUUUUCUGUGUGCGUGGCUAUCUCUUCUCAGUCUUUCUGGAAAAUCCUAUGGUUCUGAGGAGAUGAGAAGCUUUGUAGAUCUUCGGUUUGUGCAGGAGCCACUGGACACAGUAACAGUGAGGGGGGGAACCAUGCAGCUGGACUGUGAGGCCCAGUCAGACCAGGGCACCCCCACCAUUGCGUGGAAGAAGGAUGGAGUUCUGCUGAGCACAGUGGUGGAUGAGAGAAGACAACAACUAGCCAACGGCUCCCUCGUCAUCCAGAAUGUGGUCCACUCACGGCACCACAGACCUGAUGAGGGCUCUUACCAAUGCCUAGCCUCCCUAGAGGGGGUAGGCGCCAUUGUAAGCAGAAUAGUCAAGGUCACAGUCUCUGGCCCCCUGCGCCUGGUGAUCCCCACAGAAUCUGUGUCAACCUACUUAGGGGACACGGCUGUGCUGCGAUGUGAGGUGACAGGGGAGCCCAGGCCAGUUGUUCGCUGGCAGAAAAACCGAGAAGACCUGAUGCUUACCUUGAGUCCCGAGAGCCGUAUGGUAGUCCUGCCCUCGGGGACUCUGCAGGUCAGCAAAGUACAACCUCCUGACUCUGCUACCUACCGCUGCUUGGCCGACAACCCUGGCAGCACCCGAACUGGCACGGACGCAGACCUCCGUGUGUUGCCAGAGCCUGGAGUCACACGAAGUUUGAUUUUCCUUCAGAGGCCGGUGAAAGUUACAGCUAUUGAGGGAAAAGAUGCCAUUUUGGAGUGUUCUGCUUCGGGCUUCCCAACACCAGCCUUUGUCUGGAUGAGGGGAAGUGACAUGAUCCAGACCAGGUCAAAGAAAUAUUCCUUACUUGGAGGAAGCAAUCUCUUGAUCAGAAGUGUGACUGACGAAGACUCGGGGACUUACAGCUGUUUAGCUUUCAACAAAAUCGAGAACAUUACUGCAUCCUGUGAGCUCUCUGUCCUUGUGCCACCAAAGUUUCUGAAGCAGCCCUCAAACCUGCAUGCCUAUGAGAGCACAGACAUAGUGAUGGAAUGUGACGUAACAGGGAAACCCCUUCCCUCUGUCCACUGGAUGAAAAAUGGAGAGGUGGUCAUUCCCAGCGACUACUUUCAGAUCAUUGGUGGCAGUAACCUUCAAAUUCUUGGUUUGGUGAAAUCAGAUGAGGGAUUUUACCAGUGUAUGGCAGAAAAUGACGCAGGAAAUUCUCAGGCCACAGGACAGCUUAUCCUAAAGGAUCCAGUUGUCCCAAACUCAGAUGCCCACCCCUCUGCACCUCGUGAUGUGGUCCCUGUCCUAGUAUCCAGCCAUUUUGUCCGCCUCAGCUGGCGACCCCCUUUGGAGACCCACGGGAACAUCCAGAGUUAUGGCAUUUACUUUGUGCAGGAAGGUGUGAACAGGGAGCGAUUUAUAAAUGUUUCUGAGUCAGGAGCCUUGCAGUUUACAGUGAAGAACCUGAAGCCUGAGGAAAUUUACUCCUUCCGAAUCGUGGCUUAUAAUGAACAUGGUCCCGGAGAAAGCUCACAACCCAUCAGAGUCUCCACACAGCCAGAGUUGCGAGUCCCUGGUCCAGCGGAUAGUUUCCAGGCUGAGGCUACCUCUCCCACAUCUAUACAAGCAACCUGGAAAGCCCCAGCCUUUGGCAGUGAACCCAUUGAAGGCUACAGGUUGUUCUGGACAGAGACGGCAACAGGAAAAGAGCAGAACGUGGAAGUGAGUGGACCAAGCUACAAACUGGAGGGGUUAAAGAAGUUCACAGAAUACUCUAUAAGGAUCGUCGCUUACAAUCGCUAUGGGGCGGGCACACCGACAGAGGACCUGGUCCUUACAACUCUCGCUGAUGUGCCAAGUGCUCCUCCACAGAACAUCUCUAUUGAGGUUGUCUAUUCAAGAAGUAUUAAAAUUAGUUGGCAGCCCCCUCCGCCAAACGCACAAAAUGGAUUCAUCACAGGCUACAAAAUCCGGCACAGAAAGACUGGCCGUCGGGGAGAUCAGGAGACAAUUGAGCCAAAUAAUUUAUGGUAUCUCUUCACAGGUUUGGAAAAGGGCAGCCAGUAUAGUUUUCAGGUAGCCGCCAUGACGGCUAAUGGUACAGGACCAGCCAGCGAGUGGUAUAUGGCUGAAACCCCUGAGAAUGACCUUGAUGAAACCCAGGUUCCUAACCAGCCUAGUUCUCUGCACGUCCGCCCCCUUCCAAACAGCAUCAUUAUGAGCUGGACUCCCCCUUUAAAUCCCAACAUCUUAGUCAGAGGAUACAUCAUUGGGUACGGAGUAGGUAGCCCCUACGCAGAAACCGUGAGAGUGGACAGCAAGCAGCGGUACCACUCGAUUGAAAACUUAGAACCAAGUUCCCACUAUGUAAUCUCUUUGAAGGCCUUCAACAAUGCUGGGGAAGGGGUUCCACUAUAUGAAAGCGCUGUGACCAGAUCUAUGACUGACCCUUCAGACCCAUCAGACGAUGAUUUGUUCCAUCUGUUUGAUAAAUUCCCUACCCCAAUCCCAGAUACCUCCACCCCCAUGAUACCCCCAGUAGGUGUGCAGGCAGUGGCCCUCUCUCCCGAGUCAGUUCGGGUCAGCUGGGCUGACAACUCCAUCUCCAAAAAUCAGAAAUCCACCGAGGUGCGCUUCUACACUGUCAAAUGGAAAGCUAGCCACUCCACCAACAGCAAGUUCAAGUCUGCAGAUACCACAUCUCUAAGUCACAGUGUGACAGGACUGAAACCUAACACUAUGUAUGAGUUUGCAGUCAUGGUUACCAAGGGAAGAAAAUCAAGUACAUGGAGUAUGACUGCUCAUGCCACUACCUAUGAAGCAGCCCCGAGCUCUGCCCCAAAAGAUCUGACAGUCAUUAGCCGGGAGGGGAAGCCUCGAGCCGUGCUCAUCAGCUGGCAGCCACCCAUGGAGGCCAACGGCAGGAUCACAGGGUAUAUCCUGUUCUACACACUUGACAAAAAUAUGCCCAUUGAUGACUGGGUGAUGGAGUCAAUCAGUGGGGAUCGCCUCACCCACCAAGUUAUGGACCUCAACCUGGACACCAUUUACUACUUCCGCAUCCAGGCCAAGAAUGCCAAGGGUGUUGGGCCCCUUUCUGACCCUGUUCUCUUCAGGACCUCCAAAGUUGAGCACCCUGAUAAAAUGGCUAAUGACCAAGGUCGCCAUGGUGACGGGGGGUACUGGCCAUCUGACAACAAUUUGAUUGACAGGAGUAGCCUAAAUGAUCCCCCCAUUGGUCAGAUCCGCCCACCCCAUGGCAGUGUGACCCCGCAGAAGAACGGUAACCUGCUGGUGAUAAUUAUGGUGUCAGUGGGGGCUGUCACAGUGGUUGUGGUCAUCAUCGUGGCCCUCAUCUGCACCAGACGCUCUUCAGCUCAGCAGCGGAAGAAAAGAGCUACCCACAGCGCAGGGAAGAGGAAGGGCAGUCAGAAGGACCUUCGCCCUCCAGACCUGUGGAUCCACCAUGAGGAAAUGGAGCUGAAGAACAUCGAUAAACCUUCGGGUUCCGCUCCCUCGGCCACGGAUUCGCCCAUGCAGGGGUGUCAGGAAAUCACACCCAUCAGCCACAGCCAGUCAGAAAGCCAGAUGGGCAGCAAGAGCAGCCAUUCAGGUGCCGACGCAGACGAGGCAACGAGUAGCAUGUCCACCCUGGAGCGUUCCCUGGCCACGAGGAGAGCAACACGCACCAAGCUGAUGAUCCCGAUGGAUUCGCAGCCAAGCAACACCCCUGUGGUGAGCGCCAUUCCAGUGCCGACUCUGGAGAGUACUCAGUACCCAGGAAUCCUGCCUUCACCCACUUGCGGGUACCCCCAUCCUCAGUUCACACUGCGGCCCAUGCCCUUCCCUACCCUAACAGUGGACCGUGGCUAUGCAGCAGUCACCACUGAUGGUUCGACCACGCAUGGGCAGCAGCAGACCCUUAUCCCCACCUCCCAACCAGAGCAUGCGCACACCGAAGAGGCACCCAGUCGGACCAUCCCCACCGCCUGUGUCCGACCAACACACCCUUUGCGUAGUUUCACAAACCCCCUCCUGCCGCCUCCCAUGGGCACCAUUGAGCCCAAAGUGUACAACCCAUUAGUGCCGCAGUCAGGUGCAAGUCUUCCAAAGGCUCAGGUUAAGACAGCAUCCCUGGGGCAGGCUGGGAAAGCAAGGUCACCCUUGCUCCCAGUUUCAGUGCCAACAGCUCCUGAGGUAGCUGAAGAAGGGCACCAACAACCAGAAGACCCAGCCAGUGUUUAUGAGCAGGAUGAUUUGAGUGAACAAAUGGCAAGCCUGGAGGGACUAAUGAAGCAACUAAACGCGAUAACCGGCUCUGCAUUUUAACACUGGAGAGACCAUUGGUGCCCAUGUACAGAGAGAUGAGAGUACAGCAGAACUCCACAAUCAGAUUGACGUGGAAGGAGCUCAUGCUGAGGAUCUCAAACACUCCUUAACCUCAGUUGAUGUUUUCUCUGUGCCGUCUUCUCCCAGCGCGUCUAUCAAAGGAGAGAGGAUGGGAGGGGGAAUGACAAAAAGGAAACCUCAAAUUGUCAAACACUUUCACAUUUCAACAAGCCUCAUUGCUCUUUCACUCUUGAUUUUUCUCCAACGAUUUCUUUCAUCUCUGCUUAUGUGAAGACAUGGCUAUCACAAACCCUAACUACUUCCUUCUGCCACCACCUUGAGACCUUCCUUGGUGCUAGUGAAAACACAAAGAAUUUGGUUUUUGUUGGCACCAGUGUCAUCAAGUGGAACAGAAUUUUUCCCAAACCUGUUUCCUGGGGUGGGAAAACAAGGUAGCUAUCAGCAGCUUCAUGGACUAUACAGAGGUUUCUGCAAACUACCAGAGUAAAGUGGACAGUUUCAAGCC